AUGGUGCAUGAAGAAGUGCGAAAGCAUGAGGGAUCUGAUAAUGCACGAGGAUACCGUGUUUUGACACAUUGUAUCCGACCCGUCUUUAAGGCGGUUAUGGGACGUAGUUCCAUUUGUAUGAUGUAUGCGUAUGUUUGUGUGUCACAGGAUUUAGGACACAAUGAUUGCUGCUUGUCUUGGCUUGUGAUUUUGCAUUUAAAGAAUGUUCGGGUCGGGUCAGGAAGUCAACCUGUUGACCAGUUCCGGUUACCGUAUUCGGCACAUAUCACUAAAUUUACCUCUCAGAUUGCUAUGCUAUUCAUUGUUGUAGCCUUGGUUUGCGCCUUUGUUCCUGUAUUUUCAGUCGACGAAUCUGAAGCAAAAUCAUUAUGGGAUACUUGUCUUGCUAAAAUUUCUCCUCAUUGUGCCUUGAAUACAAUCACUGUUGUUUUUGGAAAUGCAACCAUCAAUGAUUCUUGCUGCCACGAUCAUGUUCAUGAAGGAAAAGUGUGUCACGAUACUCUCAUUAAAUAUAUUGCUGACAAACCAGACCUACUUGCCCGUGAAACACUAUAUUUGAAGAGGACGGACGAAUUGUGGAAUCAUUGCGUUGCAAUCUCAAAAACUGCUUAA
Messenger RNA from Camelina sativa (false flax), 612 nucleotides. The record is from RefSeq and is a predicted model, not a curated record. NCBI's taxonomy places the organism in Eukaryota, Viridiplantae, Streptophyta, Magnoliopsida, Brassicales, Brassicaceae.